Messenger RNA from Musa acuminata AAA Group (dessert banana), 1165 nucleotides. RefSeq lists its product as uncharacterized. The transcript is spliced from 6 exons. The record is from RefSeq and is a predicted model, not a curated record. Bases 114 to 809 code for a protein of 231 amino acids. NCBI's taxonomy places the organism in Eukaryota, Viridiplantae, Streptophyta, Magnoliopsida, Zingiberales, Musaceae.
UCGGUUUCACCGGCCUUUUAUCCGAUCGCUUCCCGUUUUCGUGCUCGCGGUCUCCUCCCUCGCCUUCGUUGCUGAUCGUAUUGCUAAGCGACUGGGGCGCAAGAGAUCGGCUCAUGGCGCAUAGCGCUGCUGCUUGUUUCCUCCCACUCCUCUUCACGGCGCUCUUCCUCCUCUCCUCGUGCAGGUUCGGCUCCGGAAUCCCGACCAGGUAUGACGGCUUCUACUACAGCGGCGGAGGAGGGGAUUGGAAGGACGUUAUCGUGGUGGACGCCUUCCUGGACCCGCUUUGCCCCGACAGCAGAGACGCGUGGCCGCCGCUGAAGCAGGUCGUCCGGCUCUACUCCCCUCGUCUCGCCGUCAUCGUCCAUCCCUUCCCCCUACCUUACCAUAACAAUGCUUUUCUUGCCUGUCGUGCUCUUCAUAUUGCAAACAAGCUGAAUGCAUCAUCAACAUUCCCCUUACUGGAAUUGUUCUUCAAAUAUCAGGAGAGGUAUUAUAAUGGACCCACAAAAAGCAUGUCAAGAUCUGCUAUAAUUGAUGACAUGGCUAAGCUCGCCAAUGGGGCUGUUGGAAACUUUUCUGAAUUCCUCUCAGGUUUUGAAGAUUGGAAGACUGAUAUGGCAGCAAGAACCUCCUUUAAGUAUGGGUGUACAAGAGGGGUCGCUGGCGCACCAUUCUUCUUUGUUAAUGGAUUUCUGUUGCCUGAUGCUGGAUCAGCCCUCGACUUAGAGACAUGGAUAAGCAUCAUCGGCCCACUGGUGAAGAAUCAAAGGGAACAGUGGCUGUGUCGACAUGGUCCAUCCAUAUAGCUCAGAUAAGUGUUCAGCCUAAGGAGUUGAGGAGGAUCGAGUUGGAAACAGAUGAAACUUAAGGCUGAUUACAUGUGUGCAGAAUUAAGUUCAGAAGAGGAUGCAAUAUGGAUCAACAUGAAGAGGCCUCUCUCUCUCUCUCUAUACUUUCUUAUAAGAAAUAGCUCAUCUUUCUGAUCAAUGAAGAACAGGAACCAUGUGGUAGAUGAGACCUUUGCUCUUUUUUUAUACAUUUAUUUUAUUAGCUGCUGAAUUAGCUAUGUACUGCUGAUGGCAUUUUCCACUGCAACACAUGAUUAAAUGAAACUGUGUACUCAAAAGUCAAAUAACUAAUUAUGUGAUUCUCAUGUCCUUUA